Molecule: messenger RNA, 2600 nt
Organism: Hyla sarda
Lineage: Eukaryota; Metazoa; Chordata; Amphibia; Anura; Hylidae
Gene: EFNB3
Product: ephrin B3
Biological process (GO): ephrin receptor signaling pathway; axon guidance
Cellular component (GO): plasma membrane
Molecular function (GO): ephrin receptor binding
Source: RefSeq, a predicted model, not a curated record
UCUUCUGUGCUAGGGAUUUAUUCCAGCAGCCUGCUCCUUCCCUGCAGAAAGACCCUUACGACUCUCUCGCUCAUCCACACACAUAACGCAGAGGGGGGAUACACAGAGCCCAAAAGACAAAACCCCUCUCUCCCAUCAUCCAUGCCUUCUCCCCUCCCCCACCGACACCGCUCAACAUGACCCUCAUCCUCUCCAAAUGGGCCAAACACCCUAAACCCUACUCCGCCAUCCUCCUGCCAAUAUGGCAAAACUUUCUAUCCUAAACUUUAUCCCAUAUCCUUAAAACCUAUCCCCCCCCCACCCCCAACUCCCUCCCCAGUAGACCCAACAAAGAAGCCGGGACUCUUCCCCUGCUGCCUCCAGCAUCCCCCUCCCCUCCAUCCCCACAACCACUGCUUGCAUUUUAACCAAAAUCCCAGGAUUUCAGGGUGAACAAAGAGGACCCCCCUCUCUCUCUCUCCCUAACCAUGUUUUUACGAGAGUUCCUCUCCGCUUUGUACAUAAGGAUGCUGAUCACCCUCUGGAAUUUUUGGAUUAUUUCAGCCUUGAGCCUGGACCCCAUCUACUGGAACAGCUCCAACAAAAGGUUUCAGGAUGCUGAGGGAUACAUCCUAUACCCACAGAUUGGGGACCGCUUGGACUUGUUGUGCCCCCGCUCUGAGCCUCGAGGGCCCUUUUCCUCCUCCCCCUAUGAAUAUUAUAAGCUUUACUUGGUGAGCACUGAAGAAGAGGUAGUAACGUGUUCUGUCCUGCGGACGCCCAACCUCCUCCUCACCUGCGAUCGCCCCGGGCAAGACCUUCGCUUUACCAUCAAAUUCCAGGAGUACAGCCCCAACCUGUGGGGUCACGAGUUCAAAUCCCACCGGGACUACUACAUCAUCGCCACCUCAGAUGGCACCCUGGAGGGGUUGGAGAAUCUCAGCGGUGGCGUGUGUCAGACCAAAGGCAUGAAGGUCACUUUAAAGGUUGGACAGAGUCCUGAUGGAGCAAACCAUCCUCGUAGGCCUUCAGGGAGAGAUAAAGAUUCCGGAUUCCCUCCGUCAGUACCAAAUCCGGACUCCCCAAACUUCGCAGGAGACACAUCCGGCAAUGCAACCAAGACUGGAGAGAACGGUCCACUUCCCAACUCUCACGUGCCUCUUGUUGCGGGCGCAGCUGGUGGAGCUUUCCUUCUGCUCCUUGUCUUUGGAGUGGUGGGGUGGGCAUGCCACAAGCGUCGCCAAGCCAAGCACAGCGACACCAGACAUCCUCCCCUGUCGUUGGGUUCCAUAACCUCCCCGAAGAGAGGGGGUAACAACAAUGGGCACGAGCCCAGUGACAUCAUCAUGCCCCUGAGGCCUUCAGAAGGGGGUGCGUUCUGCCCUCACUAUGAAAAGGUCAGCGGAGACUAUGGACACCCUGUCUAUAUAGUACAGGACAUGGCGAGCCAGAGUCCGGCCAAUAUCUAUUACAAAGUAUGAAAAAGCCUUGGGCUAUUUACCCCUAUAGUUUUUUUUUCUUUUCCGUUCAGUAUGGAGGGUGGGGGCUUAUUGUAGGAUAUUUAAAAAAAGAUGGGGUGCAGGACAUAUCGAAAGGGAAGUCUCUAUUGCCAAGCCCCGCUGUGUGUGCCCCUGCCGUCCAGAUGCCGUGCCCGUCCUCCCGAUGACGCCAAGUCACGUCCAGUUGAACCCCGAAUUUUAUUCAGGUGGUGUAUUGUGAAUAGAUAUGAACCCUUUGCUAGAAAGGAUAUAAAGGGUUCUCGCCUGACCAGCGAAAAGCCUCACUUCACCAAAGGCCGCAAAUGGUCGAUCGAACGUCCACUGGACAGUGAAAUCUCCUGACCCGCUCGGGGGGGGGGCAGGGAACCAAGAGUGCCAGAAUAGCCAUUCUGAAGAUAUAUAUAUAUCGAAUUGUACUUCUUUGCCUCGGAGGCACCUUGCAUAACAGAGAUGUGGACAACCAGCGUUAGCUGCCACCGAACAAAAUGGCAGCCGAUCUCUGUUUCUGUUUUCUUUUUUUUGUAAUUUCCAACCCAAAGCCUUAAAGAAUCGCCUUUUACCAUACCCUCCCUCUCCCCCUCCUACCGAUGUGUGCUCAAAAGUUUAAUUCGCCUUCUUUGAAAAUACGACUUCGACCGAAGAUUUAUGCCCUACGCAACGGCCAGCGUCUAAUUUAUUUUUUUCCCCCCAUCAUUUUGUAUUCUCUCCCUGGUGCCUUUUUUUUUUAAAUCUAGGCAAAGGAAUGACCCCCUGAUAUUUUUUUGUUUCCGCCUGUUGUGUACUGUCAUUGUGUACGUCUUAGGUCACCCGAAACGCGCCACGAGUCCUUUUUUUUCCCCCCUGCCUAUUGUUUUGUUGCAAGUUAAAUUCAAGGAGAAAGGGGAGACAGAAGGCAAAAAAAUAACAAAAACACUCAUACACGUCUCCAACUGUGCCCGCACGUUGGGGCAUGUUGAAAUAUAGCACCUCGACUAGGGGCACAGGAGAGAAGUAUAGGAAAGGUGGGGAGGGGGGGGGGGGAGAAAACUGAGCGUAAUUAAGCUAGGCCCGGUAUCCAUGGUGAUGGAUUGGGACUAUUCGCUCUUCAGUGUCUCACCCCCCCCCCCUCCUUUCUCCUUCCCC